Molecule: messenger RNA, 1318 nt
Organism: Magallana angulata
Lineage: Eukaryota; Metazoa; Mollusca; Bivalvia; Ostreida; Ostreidae
Product: peptidase inhibitor R3HDML-like
Exons: 8
Coding region: 29-1108 (359 amino acids)
Cellular component (GO): extracellular region
Source: RefSeq, a predicted model, not a curated record
ACUAAUUCAGAUAUCUGUUGUCUCCACUAUGAAGGUAUUGAUCGUAGUUUGUUGUUGUUUGUCUCUGGCAGCAUAUGCGGAUGCAGCGGCGAAAUUCAAGCUUCCUUAUGCAAUAACAGUGGAAAAAGAGGCAAAGGACUUGGAGAACGUAUUGCGCAGCCUCAACCUAGAGAUAUCUAACCCAAAUGGCCGGGUUAGAGUUGCCAGGGACACCAGACAGAAGCGACAGAGCACCUCUGCCCAGCAGGAAUACCUGGACGCUCAUAAUGUAGCAAGAUCUAUUGUUGUACCGACCGCCGCUAAUAUGAAGAAAAUGAAAUGGAGCAAUGAGCUCGCUGAAGUAGCUCAGACUUAUGCAAACAAAUGUAUUUGGGGGCAUAACUCCGCAAGAACCACGGACACAUCGGCCCUGACGUCACAGUUCAGCUAUGUCGGCGAAAACCUUUACGUCACAUCAAGAAGUACUGUAGAUCCAAGUUCCGCAGUGGAGGCUUGGGAUAGUGAAAAGAACGACUACACGUACAGCUCCCAGACCUGUUAUGGGGUCUGUGGACAUUACACACAGGUGGCGUGGGCGGACUCUGAGUAUGUGGGGUGUGCCAGUCAGACGUGUCCUUCUAUAACGGGAUUGUCUUCAUUCAACGGUGGAACGAUUGUCGUCUGCAACUACGGAAAUGGUGGCAACUACAAUGGGGAGAAGCCAUAUGUAUCCGGAGCCUCGUGCAGUUCCUGCCCCGGGGGUUAUUCCUGUUCAGAUAACCUUUGUGUGGACGGAAGUGACAGUACAAGUUCCGGGUCUGGCACAUCUUCCGGAAGCGGAAGUGGAGACUCUUCGUCCACCAACACAGAGACCACUAACACUGGAUACGGGGAUGUUCCUGACGAGGACUGUUAUACCGGGGACGGGUCGACAUACCAGGGCUUUGUUAGUACUACCGUCAGUGGAAAGACCUGUCUAAAUUGGUCUGGAGUGUAUUCGUUUCUUCCCAGCAACAACUACUGCAGAAACUACUUUGCAAACUUUGGCUUCACAGAGCCCGUUUGUUACAUGGUGCCCGGGACUUACUACGUAGAGUCUUGUGGAGUUCCGAAAUGCGGAAAGAAAUAAUGAAUCGCAUUGUUGGUGGUUUAAUGGAUCUGUACAGACCUACGCCCCUUGGAUGUGACACUGGAUCAUUUUAUAUUCAUGAAUACUUGGCUCUCCUUGUCUUUCCUAAAGCUAAAUGUUUAAGAUAAAUAAUAACAGUUGUUUGUUAUAAAAAUAUGUUCUUGUUUUGUGAUUCAUUUUUCAAGUUUCUAAUAAAAACAAGCAUCUAUA